This is a messenger RNA of Pyricularia oryzae 70-15, 3691 nucleotides long. RefSeq lists its product as uncharacterized. Lineage: Eukaryota; Fungi; Ascomycota; Sordariomycetes; Magnaporthales; Pyriculariaceae. The transcript has 2 exons. The coding region runs from base 444 to 2042 and encodes 532 amino acids. The record is from RefSeq and is a predicted model, not a curated record.
GAGAGAAUCCGCAAACGACAAACAAAAACAUUGUCAUUACCAACUCGAAAAAAAAAACCUGAACUGGAGAAAUUGGAAUUCAUAUAGCUUCAACACGCCUUCCAGCCAUGAUGCAUUCAAUCGAUAUUUUUAUCAGUUCAUCGUCACCAAGCUUUCAGUUGUUUAUUGACUCACACAAUUCAACCGUCUGGAGGAAAUCGUCAUCGAUCCGAUGCGAUAACAAGUCGUCCACUCCCUGGAUACCAUCCCGACCCUCUUGAUAUUAAAAAAACUCCUAGAUUCGUGGGGGCUGGCUGGUUCCAGCCAAAAACACGUUGGCCCAAAUUCCGAGCAGCCCGGGCCGCCCCCAAACCGAGCCGCACCGUAACCGCAACCACGUACCUACCUUGCAUCCUACCCACCUACCUUGGCUGCCUGUUCGCUACCUAGCUCGGCCUGGGCAAAUGUUUAUAAUGACCAUUCGACCCCUUCCGGCACCAGCAUCUCCUCAAGAAGCUUCUGACGUGUCCCAUCCUGCCGAACAGGCGAUGCACGACAACACCAGCGACCUUUCUACUCUGGCUUACUUCCUUGGGGGCAGUCACCAGUACCCACCAGGCACGACAGCCCCAGAUCAAGAUUACGCCGCAACAUGGUGUCCUCGCCUGAUGCCUGUUCAGGCCCCCAUCAUGCCCUGGCCUAGCUCCGGCCAGCAGCAGUGCGAGUCACCCCUUGACAUUGUGCACGAGGGCGAGGUUUCCUACGAGUUUCCCACUCCGACGCCCACCUCGGCCCAUGAGUACACCUACCACAGCAACCCGCACCCCAACAUCCAGACUUCUCGUCGGGGCAGCAACCCGAGAAGCAGCACCCGACCCAGCACCUCGACGGUACCGUCGCCCCUCACCAACACCAGCCCGCAGAGCUUUGGAAAGCCCCCGAAACGGAGCUCCUCGACCGAGCGCAGAGACUCGAGCAGCAGAAACGCAAAGCGCUCCAGGAGAUGCAACACGACGGGCACCAUCAGCAGCAACAAGAACAGCAGCACGGGCUGCGACGCGACCACAGACCCGAGCUCGUCGUCGCAGAGGAAAAGACGCCGGUUCGCCUGCCCCUACAAAGUCUACGAGCCACACCUCAGCUGCUUCCUGGAAGGUCGGCGCAACCAGUCCGGCGGCUGCGAGAGCAUCUACCGGCUCAAGCAGCACUUCAAGCGCGUGCACAAGCGCACGUUUCGCUGCGAGCGCUGCUGGAAGCACGAGGAGACGCUGCGCGGCCUCGACGAGCACAGGGCCGCCAACGCCUGCCAGCCAAAGGACCUGGCGGCGACGGAGAGGUUCAUGGACGAGGAGCACGAGGCGCUCGUGGAUGCGCCCCUCGGCAACAGGUCCGAGGAGGAGUACUGGUGGGACAUGUUUACCAUGUUGAUACCGGGAAUGGCGGAAGCUGAUCCGGGGUGGAUGAGGGUUCGUUACUCUCCAUACCACCAAGACGCCCGCACGACCCAGAACAUCACCGCCCAGCUGCUUCCCAACCUUGGCGGGAUCGACACCGCCCUAGCAACGCCCGCGAUGCUGGGCGAAUCAACCUUUUCGUCGGGGAUGCCCGGUGAGACGGCGAGCAUGAAAGGAGUGUUUGACAGCAACGCCGAGUCCACCGCCUCCUUUCUCGGACUGGGCACUCUCGCGACCGAGACCCCGCUCUUCCCGUCCUUCCCAGCUGCGUCUGCAGCGACCACGGCCUUGACCUCUCCGGCACGGUCGCUGGGACACUCACCACACCUGCAGUGGGCACAGCAGGCCAUCGGCGAGCAGUCGUCUCCUGCCCUGCCGCCGCACGUGCAGGGCGACUUUCACUUUCCCGACAAUGACGACGCCAUCAAGCAGCAGCAGCAGCAGCAGCACUCGGAGGACGAGAUGGAGGCUGGGCGGCAGGCCGCAUACCAGCGCAUCCAGGGUCUGUUGGUGGCGGCGCUGGCGGGUGAGAUGCCGGGUCGGGCUCGUGCGCUGGUCGCCCAGGCCGUGAGGGAGCUGGAUGGGAUACAGGUUGGCAGUGGCGGUUGACGACUGGUAGUUGUAUUGUCUCUCUGAUCUUGGGUACUUGGUUUCGUUACGAUUGACGUAGAUCCUAUAGACUUGGGGGUAUGUAACCCAACAAGAAAAAAAAAGUCCAAAAAAAAAAGCCAAACUUCGACCCUCGCACGCUUCACACCCAUUUCCUCACGCAGCCCAGGCGUCCGGGUGAAACUCCAUCAGACUGUACAACCCAACAAUAGUGCCACUCAAGAAGAAGCUGCUGCCAAAGAGCGCGGCCUGGUUCGCCCUGUCACCGUCCCCCAGCAGCAAAAACACUCCAGUCAUGCCGAAACCAGCCGAGCCAACCGUAUUAAGAAACGUACCGAGCUAGUCGGGGGACGACGGCUUUGGCUUGUACCAGCUGUCCUUGAGAAAGACGAGCAGGCCAAUUUUUGCGACCACCAGGAUGCUCCCGCCGAUGACCUUGGGCAGGAACGCGAGGGCCUGGAACAGCGUCGGGUUCGAUGUCGAGUCCUUGAAGACGACCGGGAAGGAGGACACGGUAGAGACGCCCAGGAUCAGGCCGGCAAACGUCGACCACCACCCGACCUGGAAGGACAGCGUGCGGAAGAUGGCGAGGAACUCGGCCGACGACGGGAACCAGACCCAGCUGCUGGACCCAACGAGGGCCGGUCGAUGGGUGCCCACGCCUCCCUUUGUGACCUCGAUGGUGCCGCGGUUGGCGUUGAAGGCGGCAAAGAUGCCCAGGGUGCCGGCGAUGGUGAACAGGAUCGAGCCCGUGGUCAGGGUCGCAGGCCCUAUCGCCUUGGAGACGGAAGGAAGGAGGCCAAAGAUGCCGUUGGUGACAAACGACAUGCUGCCCACGAUGAACAGCACGGCCACGAUCCAGUUCAUGUCCUUGUAGGGGUAGACGGUGAACAUGCGCACGAUUCUGCCGUGGGCCGAGGACUCGAGCUCGACGACGAACUCGGGCCGGGGCUUGUCCAAGGUGUCGGCGGUGCUGUUGGUCUCGGUCCGGUAGAAGCCGGGGAAGAUGGAAGCCUGCUCUCGUUCCUGCUCGCAGUGCUCCUUGUACGCCAGGUAGUAGACGACCUGGAUGACGCGCUGGGGCUCCUGGUAGCCAACGUCGUCGCCGCCGUAUCCGUUUUGCUGCUGCCGCUGUCGAGGUGCAAUGUUGCGCCCGUUUGGUAAUGGCGGGACCGCCUCGGUGUCGUUGCUGUAGGCGCCAUUCCGUUGGUACAUCAAGGUCCGGAUCAUGGACGCUCGGCUGGCAGCGGCGGCGUUCAUGAUGACCUGUGUGUUGCUGAAAAGAAUAUGAAAGAAAUAUGUAUAGUAAGAUGACGUUCAGACGUUGUGGGCACUUGGCCUCGAGAGUUGAAGAAUCGAAUGUUUGUUGUUGUUUGGUUUGUGAUGUCGUGUACGAGCAGCUAGCUGCUUGCUUGCCUUGGGUUCCUGAUGUUCACAAAGAACCCAAGGAGCCCAAGAAGGAAAACCAGUAACCAAAUACGACGCUUGGAAAAGACUGAAGAUGAAGAGAAAAAAGACGAACGCAAUGAAGAAAAGCCAAAAUAUCUCUAGCGGACUAGAUACAUGGCAAGUUUAGACUUUAGAAAUGAAUACGCACAAAAAGCAAAACACAUGAAGAAGUCAAGUAUACUAAAAAGGCACCAGCACGU